This is a messenger RNA of Penicillium brasilianum, 2978 nucleotides long. The record is from the annotation of a GenBank genome assembly. Lineage: Eukaryota; Fungi; Ascomycota; Eurotiomycetes; Eurotiales; Aspergillaceae.
CACAGAAUGCGAUCGUGUCCUUUGCAACGAUUGACUUCGUCAAAUCUCCUCAGUAGGCAACAGAGCCGGGCCCGUCUUAUGUAAACCGCAACUCACGAUCCUGCAUUCUUCAUUUCCACUUCUCAUCAGGCCACCAAGCCGCCUACUUCUCACUAAACCCCCUCUGAAAGCGCAACUCGAAGAACACCAUCCUCUGUCACUCCGUAACUCGCAGACCGACCAUGUAGCAGCGCCCACCGCACUCCCAACAUGGUGAUCUCGCUACCUGUCCCCGGCUUCUCCAGAUCAUCCACUUCUCCCCCACGCCCCGCCAAUGACACAUCUUCACCGCAAACACGCCGACACCGCGGCUCAGCCUCUUCAACAAGCUCCUCCUCCAGUCGGAACGUCUGGAAAUCCUCCGGUCUAGGCAGUUCCAGUUCUGCAACCUCGUCCUCCCCGAACAAACCCUCCAUUACACUCAGCGAGGCUCUCCGGAAUAACCCUUUCGGUAGUACAUCGCGCUCCCGCACCGUGCAUGUACCUCCCCACCGGGUGGAGGAGCAGAUGCAUGAGCAGGAGGAGCUGAAUGCCGCGUUGGAGACUCUAGCUGGUACAUUUCCGGAUGUUCGCGUCGAGGUUUUCCGCGAGCUACUGGUUCGCUUUGACGGGGAGAGCCGGCUGCAGGUCUGCGUUGAGCAGUUACUGCGCCAUAAAGACAAAUGGGUUGAGGGCAGGUGGAAUAUUCCCGAAAGCCAAACUGCAUCAGAUGGUCGGGACCCGAAUGACCAAGCAGUACCGCAUGGUCCGGUGGGCGAGAACCUAGUGCCGGUUGAAGAGCGCUUUCGGUCAGAGGAAUACAAGGCAGCGGUGCAGUUGAUUCUUGCGAAGGAAUUCAGCAGUCUGAGCAAAAGCACCGUCGAUGCCGUACUGGCGGAGGCGAACUUUAGUUAUUGGCGUGCGCGUCCGACGCUGCGAGAUCUCUCGCGUCGUACUUGGCGGGCUACAUUCAAUAACAUCUUGCCGUUCCGCCGCAAAAAGGAUCGAGAUGACCAUCCGCUCAUGACAUGGCAACGCCGCAUGGAUGGCGAGCUGGUACCACGAUUGAAAGAAACCGGGUCAGCUGAGCUGGACGCCGAGCUUUACACGAUUCUCCUGGCGCCACUGUUAGACCAACGGCGUGAGAAUCAGGAGGCUGACGAUUUCCGCCUUGCUUUGGAAUUGAAUGAGAAGGAGGCAAAGUCGGUUGAUGCUCUUUACGAGUGUGAGUGCUGCUUUGCCGACGUCACCUUUGAGCAGAUUGCGACCUGCUCGGUCAAUGCGCAUGUCAUAUGCUACCUUUGCAUCCAGCGGACGAUAUCCGAGGCAUUGUUCGGCCAGGGAUGGGGCAAGUCCGUGGACUUGGGGCGUUCAACAUUAAAGUGUCUGGCUCCAUUAUCCGUGGGUGCGUGUGAAGGCUGUCUACAUCCACAGAUUGUGAGACAGGCUGUCCUCCUUGACACUGCUGGCACCGAAACGUUUCGCAAAUUCGAGGACCGAUUAGCCUCGGAAACGCUACUCAAGUCUCAAAUGAAACUCAUCCGGUGUCCAUUCUGCUCUUAUGCGGAAGCCGAUCCAAUCUAUCAUCCCUCUUCCCGCGGAAUCCGCUGGCAGGUCCGGCGGGAUGGGGGGAUCAUUCCUUCUAUUCUAAUGACUGUCUUCCUACUUGACCUCGUUCCUUUACUUGUGAUCCCUUUUGUAAUUCUUCUCUUUGUGGACCCGUCCUCCGUCCUCGCUGUUUUUGAAAAUGCGAUUCGUCACCUUUGCCUCAAGAUCCGUCCGCAACGAUUUGUCUGUUCCAAUCCAUCUUGUCAGCGCGUGAGCUGCAUAACAUGUCAGAAACCCUGGCGGGACCCGCAUGUCUGUCACGAACCGCUCCUGCUAGACCUUCGAGCCACCGUUGAGGCUGCACGAACCGCAGCCGUCAAGCGAACCUGCCCGCGAUGCGGUCUGUCGUUCGUCAAGUCCUCCGGCUGUAACAAGCUAACCUGCGUCUGCGGGUACUCGAUGUGUUACUUGUGUCGCAAGGCACUUGGGCCUCGCAUUCAACCCGCCCGAGCCCGACGUGGAUUUGACCGGCCACGACCCCGAGGUCUGGACGCUUACGAUGGCGCAGCAGACGACAACCCAUUCCAAGAUGACCCAGAGGCAGAAUCCGAGGAAGACGAGUUCGAAGAACCAGAAGGCUACAAGCACUUCUGCGAGCAUUUCCGCAUCAACCCUGGUUCCCGAUGCACAGAUUGCAGCAAGUGCGAUCUCUACCAAGCCGAAGACGAAGAAGCCGUUGCCCGUCGGGCGGGCGAAAAAGCCGAGCGAGAGUGGCAUCUUCGACAAGAACCAUCCGGGCCCAAUAGUUCCGCUUCGGUCGUUGGAUCACACAGCGUGAAUUAUGAUCUAUCGGCCGGAGCUGAGGGCAAUGCCAUCGGCCGUCGCGCAUCAAGUACCCUGUGGGACCUGCAUCUGACGGGGAAGCCGUGGGUCUAUUGGGUGAGCGAUGUGUGGACAGAGGGGCGGUGGAAAUUAGAGGGCCAGGCUUUGGUUGAUUGGAUCGUGGAGCGAGUUAUUGUGAUUGAGGAGGUGUAAGACAUUGCCCUGGUCCUCUUGCCGAGCUUCCUACUUUGCUGCCCUUCUUUGGGCUUGGAUUCUUGGAACUUGGGGCGCUUUGGGGGUGGGAUCUGGAAACAAAAUUGUGACUUGCAUUGGUGGACUUCAUUUUCUUCAGGCAGUAUUGCCUUCAUUAGCUUGGCUUUCACUGCCUUGACUUGGUUUGCUGGACGACGUGAUGACCGAUAUGAACCUCUACUCUUUUUAUAUGAAUUGGCUGUUCACUUCCAAAUAGCGAGGGAGUGAUAGCUCUACUUUCUUUAAUGAACGUGUUUGACCAACUCUGAAACCCGUUAUACAGUGACAAAUCCUCCGAUAAUAUUUGGUAAUGAUAAUCUAAGACUCGCAAAGUUCUG